GAGGCUCUAGCUCCAGCUCCCACUGACCUCUUGGCUUGCUUUGUCCCCAUCGCGGCAAAUAGCAGCUCUUUCGUGUGUUAGACUCAGUCCUUUUCUAGGUGCCGACGCGAAACAUGGGUUCCUCAGACCACGAUCACAAAGGCGCUCUUGGCGAAGCCGGUGCUCCUGAGCUGCUCGAUGAGCAGUCGCCUGAUCCGAUUCCUCAGCGACCUCCCAUCGAGUACACUUCCGUCAGGGCGUUUGCGAGCAGCGCCCUUCGACGCUUCAAGAGCCUGUGGACGCGGCGCUUCGUGCUGAGUCUCCUUGCGGGCCAAGUCGUCUCGCUAUGCAUCACCUGCACGAAUGUAACGACCACGGAGUUGACGAACCGACAUGCGAAGCAACUGGAGUCUCCCGGCGACGCAAAACGUGUUUUUUUACUUUGCGCUGUUUAUCGUGUACACGCCGUACACAAUGUAUCGCUGUGUGUUCUUUCUGUUCAGCUCACUGUGGCUCUGAUCGUGAUCUCGCUUGCAGACGGGUUUAUGGGAUGGCUGAGAAUGGUUUUGACGGAUGGGUGGAAAUACAUCAUCUUGGCUGCAUGUGAUUUCGAGGGGAACUACAUGGUCGUCAAGGCGUACGAAUAUACAGAUCUGCUAUCUUGCAUGCUGCUCGAUGCAUGGGCCAUUCCUGUCUGCAUGUUCUUCUGCUGGGUGUACAUGCGGACCAAGUACGAGCGAACCCAGCUGCUCGGCGUUCUCAUCUGCAUUGCCGGACUCGGGCUGCUGGUUGCAUCUGACGAGCACACGGCCAAGGACUGGACUCCCGCCUCGCGAGGAAAAGGAGAUGCUUUCAUGAUUGCAGGCGCCACUCUUUAUGGAUUCACAAACGCCACGGAAGAGUUCUUCGUCCGCAAACGGCCCCUGUACGAGGUCGUCGGUCAGCUCGGCAUGUGGGCCACGAUCAUCAGUCUCUGUCAAGCCUCUGGCCUCGAGCACAACUUGUGGAAGACGGCCUCAUGGAACGGCGCUACAGCUGGUCUGAUCAUUGCUUACACGGCAGGCAAGUCCUCUCUGGCCAUGUUCAUUCUGUACACGGUUGCCCCGCUGCUCUACCGGAUGGCAUCGUCUGCAUACUACAAUCUCAGUCUGCUCUCCUCGGACUGGUACGGACUCAUCUUCGGACUGGGUCUCUAUCACUAUUCUCCGUACUGGCUGUAUUUCAUCGCGUUUGCACUGGUUCUGGUUGGCCUCAUCACCUACUUCUGGUCUUCAACCCCCGAGCAACAAGGAACACUUGACCCCCAGAUGCCCUACUACAUCACCAAGUCGCAAACUUCUUCGGAAGAAACGAGCCAGAUUGUAUAAGAGUUGUACAGGUCAAGUAUGCUACAGAUACAUGCUUAUUAACAUUGAGAAGGGAGUGGGGUGCGGAACAGUGGUGGCAGGAUUAGACAAAACGAUGGGGAACAUUCCUCUGCUCCUCCAACUUCUUCUCGAGCUCGCGUUGAGCCUCUUCACGUUGCAGACGAUGUUCUGCGAGUUUCUGGAAAGAUCAAUCAGUCAGAGGUUGAGUGCAGAUGGGAUAUUGCAGACCACUUUGAGCGCUUCCAUCGCAGUCAGCAUGGUGUCAACGGUUGCCUCAGAUAUCUUGGUCAUCUGGAAAUUCUAGUAAGCUGCUCAGCCCGAGUAUUCGGAGAGCAAACGCACCACAUCCUCUGCCUGUCUAGUAAUACUCUGGAGUUUCUUCUUCUCUUCUUCCCAUUGGCGUUCCCGAUGUGACUCCGGGUAGCCCCAGGGAAGUGACGCCGGAGGCAUGUGGUUUACUGCCGAUGAGAUUUCGGCUGCACGCGAUGAAAUAGGCAAGGAUACGGGAGGCGAGGAGGUAGGUGACAUCGGGGCGUCAGGCGAUGCAGGUGGGGGAGUUGCGUCUGCCCGGGGUUGGAGCGCGGGAACAGCUGGGCGAUAGCAGUGCCCGAAAUAACGAUCGUUGGGGUAUCGGUGGGCCUCUUUAUGCUUCAUCCAUAGCGUCGCAGAGGCAGCGCCGAUAAAGAACCACACGAAACGGCGGGGUCCGUGCCAUGAAUGGAAGCUAUGAGGGUAUCCGUAAGCGGGACCGGGGCGCAUAUUGAUUGGCGAAGUGUUUAGAUUAGAAGGGGUGUGGGUUAUGAGCUGAGUGAGGUGGGUGGAUGAGCGGAAGCGGGUAUUUAAGGUCCGAGGAGGAGGGCGACGAAACUCAUCGGCGAGGGAGAACGGCAAGGUGGAAUGCACAUGGUCAGCGUGAAAGACUAAUUAACUCAAGCCGCCCGAUCAGCCCUUGCCGAGUUGACGCGCACGUCGACGUCGCGCGCCACAGAUCAGAUGACAUCAGGUCCGUCGGGUCCGUCGGCCAUCAGCGACAUGUGUGGCGAUGCCCAGAUCUUUGCGCCUGUUGGUUGAUUGAGAGCAAUACCCUUCCACGUCCUCCGCGCAGACAUGUUGUUCGAGGUUAAUAGGAAACUCUUCAGCCGGUCGGAGCGAGUCAAAGGCGUAGAUUUCCACCCCACCGAACCCUGGUUGCUCGCUGGUCUCUAUAAUGGAACCGCCAACAUCUACAAUUACGAAACUGGCGUGAUUGUGAAGACUUUCGAAGUGUCCGAAGUCCCCGUUCGCUGCUGCAAAUUCAUCGCGCGUAAGAACUGGUUCGUCGCGGGGUCCGACGAUUUCCAGCUUCGCGUCUUCAAUUACAACACGCACGAGAAGGUCACCUCCUUUGAGGCGCAUCCCGACUACAUUCGAUGUCUCGCAGUCCACCCCACCGCUCCUAUUGUCCUGACGGGGAGUGAUGACAUGACCAUUCGAGCUUGGGAUUGGGAGAAGAGCUGGAAGAACAUCCAGAUCUACGAGGGCCAUACCCACUUCAUCAUGAGCCUUUGUUUCAAUCCCAAGGAUUCCAACACGUUCGCGUCGGCUUGUCUGGAUCGAACCGUCAAGAUGUGGAACAUCGGCGCCCCAACCGCGAACUUUACCAUGGACGCGCACGAGAAGGGUGUCAACUCAGUCGACUUCUAUCAAGGCGCAGACAAACCCUAUCUUGUCACUACCGGCGAUGACAAGACCGUCAAGGUGUGGGACUACCUCAGCAAGAGUUGCGUACAGACCAUGGAGGGACAUACCAACAAUGUUUCCUUCGCCGUCUUCCAUCCCAACCUUCCUUUGAUCAUCAGUGGCAGCGAGGAUGGGACCGUCAAAAUCUGGAACAGCGGUGCCUACCGGAUAGAGAACACGUUGAGCUAUUCCCUCGAGCGCGCAUGGUGCAUUGCGCUGCGGCCAGGAGCCAACGAUGUUGCCUUUGGUUUCGAUGAAGGUGUUGUGGUCAUCAAACUCGGGCGUGACGAGCCCACAUUCAGCAUGGACCCGUCCGGGAAACUCAUCUUCACACGUAAUCAAGAAGUCCUAUCUGGCAACUUACAGACGAUCGACGUCUCCGCGGAUGCUGCCGAUGGAUCCCGGCUCCGUUUCUCCUCGAAAGAGAUCGGAAACACCGAGAUAUAUGCGUCUGCUCUCGUUCACUCUCCGAACGGCCGGUUCGUUACCGUCGUUGGUGACGGUGAGUACAUCACCUAUACCGCUCUUGCAUGGCGGAACAAGUCCUUCGGCAACGGUCUGUCCUUUGCAUGGGCGCCUGACUCCAACACCUAUGCGGUGCUCGAGACGAAGACCAAGUUGAAGAUCUAUAAGAACUUCAAGGAGAGAACCAGCGGCCCUAUGAAGGGGGCCGGUGGCUGGUCGAUUGAUGGUCUCCAUGGCGGAACUUUGCUGGGAGCUCGUGGUUCUGGUUUCGUUGUGUUUUGGGAUUGGGAGAGUGGUGAGAUUGUCCGACGCAUUGACGUGGAUGCCAAGAAUGUGUUUUGGUCUGGGACUGGUUCAUUAGUGGCGAUUGCGACAGACGAAUCGUUCUACAUCCUUCGAUUUGACCGCGAGGCGUACGAUGCUGCUCUUGCCGGAGGUGAAGAGAUCACGGAUGAAGGCGUAGAGGAAGCGUUCGAGGUCAUCGCUGACAUUGCUGAGCCUAUCAAAACCGCGAAAUGGAUUGGGGAUUGUUUCAUCUAUACGACAACAACCAACCGCCUGUCGUACUUUGUUGGAACUGAGUCGUAUACCAUCAGUCCAUUUGACACACCGCUCUAUUUGCUUGGAUAUAUCCCAGCCCACAACCGGGUCUACCUCGUGGACAAGGACAUGAAUAUCUUCAGCUAUACCCUGUCGCUUGGUGUGGUGGAGUAUCAAACAGCGAUAUUACGAGACGACAUGGACGCCGCUGCCGAAAUCUUGCCAACGCUGCCGAGAGACCAAUUGAAUCGGGUGGCACGUUUCCUAGAGGGCAAAGAUCUUAAGGAACUAGCACUGCAAGUCACGGUGGACCCGGAUCACAAGUUUGAUCUUGCUCUGCAACUAGAUGAUCUUGACACGGCGCUUGACAUCGUUCGCGCUGUUCCCGAGCUUGAAGCCGAGAUCAAGUGGAAAUCGCUGGGUGAUCGGGCGUUGGCCGCUUGGAGAUUCGAUCUGGCCAAAGAGUGUUUCGAAAGGGGCAAUGAUCUCAGUGCCCUUAUGUUGCUCCUGCUAUCCACCGGAGACAGACCCGGUCUCGCUGCUCUCUCAGCCAAAGCUCUGGAGAAGGGCCAGAACAACCUGGCCUUUGCGACACUUUUGCAGCUCGGGGACGCCGCUGCCUGUGUUGACUUGUUGAUCAAGACAGAUCGAGCACCUGAAGCGGCAAUUUUUGCCCGAACCUACGCCCCGAGCCAAGCUUCGAAGGCUGUGGACGCCUGGCAAUCCGAAUUAAACACCAAAAAACGAUCGAAACUUGCCGCUUCGGUCGCACAUCCAGAAAAGCAAGCGGAGCUAUUUGAGGAGGACUGGAACAGCGCAUUGGCUCUGGAGCAAGGGAGAGGCGUGAGCCGACAGUCUUCUGAGGAUGGUGUGCUGGUCGAUGCAUCAUGAGAUGUUGGUAGCAGUGCGCUGAUCGGCAUGCAUGCCAGUGUUCACUGUAGACUUGUUUCCAGUUGUGGCUUAUACUAUAUAUCCAAUUCAAUCACUGCCGGAAGUUGAUCACCCUGG
Molecule: messenger RNA, 5078 nt
Organism: Mycena citricolor
Lineage: Eukaryota; Fungi; Basidiomycota; Agaricomycetes; Agaricales; Mycenaceae
Source: the annotation of a GenBank genome assembly